Messenger RNA from Chironomus riparius, 606 nucleotides. The record is from the annotation of a GenBank genome assembly. Lineage: Eukaryota; Metazoa; Arthropoda; Insecta; Diptera; Chironomidae.
AUGCUGAAAAUCUUAGUUGAAUGUAAAAAUGUCAAAAUAUUCUUUGAUUUUAAGCAUGACUCAGUGUUUUAUUUGGAUCCGAAAAAGAGAUUUUCCACUAAAGGAACUGCAUAUACAUCUGGAAAAAUUUAUAUUGGUUCUAAACAUGUAACUGACAAUGAAAAGAAGUUUGAAGUAUUUGGAGCAUUAGCUCAUGAGUUGUGCCAUCUUGCUGUGCUUAUAACUUUCAUGAACUUCAACUUUGAUCCAUUCCAGACUGGAGAAAGUGAUCAGAAGCGAAGGUAUAUCGACAAAGUCAUGAAAGAAUGCAAAGAGCAACAAAAGUUUGAGGAAAUUGUAGAAAAUGUUUUUGAAUAUGCUGUAAAUCUUCAAGAGUUUGAAAUGACCGUAACUGUUCCACAAAUAUUGAUGCAUUACUACAAAAACGAAGAAAAGAUUGAAGAACUGAAAGAAAUCUUUCAAGAGUUGUUUAAAUAUUGCGAGGAAGUCGUGGAACCAGAAUUUGAGAAAGUUUUGCCACUGUUGAAAAUUUUGGAGGAUGAAAAGAAAGUCAUCAGUUUUCAGGAUUUAUCCAAACCAAUGAAAGCUAAACUUUGCAUUCUGUAG